CUUCGAGACGUAAACACUGUUCUGCUCGCGUCUUUGCUUGUUUGAUCUUCAUCCACACAAAUUUGCAUUUCAUCCGCUAGUAGCAAAUACUUUGAUACCCUCAGCCUUAUACCAGCAUCUACACCCCCAGUACAGAUAUUAAGUCACAACUGCCAAAAUGUCUGUCGUCUCGCUUCUCGGUGUCGAGGUCAAGAACAACCCCGCCCAGUUCGACGCGCCUUACGAGUUUGAGAUCACCUUCGAGUGUCUCGAGCAGCUGCAGAAGGAUCUCGAGUGGAAGCUGACCUACGUUGGCUCCGCUACCUCCAACGAAUAUGACCAAGAACUUGACUCCGUCCUCGUUGGCCCGCUGCCUGUGGGUGUGAACAAGUUCCUCUUCCGCGCUGAUCCCCCAGAUCUGUCCCGCAUCCCGAACAGCGAGAUCAUCGGCGUCACAGUCAUCUUGCUCAGCUGCAGCUACGAAGACCGAGAAUUCGUUCGCGUUGGUUACUACGUCAACAACGAGUACGUCGAUGAGGCACUGGCUCUUGAGCCUCCCGCAAAGCCUGUCAUCGAGAAGGUACAGAGACAGAUCCUGGCAGAGAAGCCGCGUGUCACACGCUUCGCGAUCAAGUGGGAUUCCGAGGAGUCUGCCCCACCUGAGUUCCCUCCUGAGCAGCCCGAGGCCGAUCUCAACGCAGAUGGCGACCAAUAUGGAAUUGAAGAGGAGGACGAAGAGGAAGAGGAGGCCGAGGGUGCCGCUGUGGAAGGCGAAGAUGCCGCAAUGGCUGGCGGUGAGGAGACUGCAGGCCCUGCAGCCGAGGAAGAGGAUGGCGAGUCAGACGGCAGUGAGGACAUUGAUAUUGAAGACUCCGAGGGCGAGGACGAGGAUGAAGAGGAGGGUGGUGACGACGACAUGGAGAUGGACGACGGCGAGCAAAAUGCUUCCAACGGCGACAAGCAAGCCCAGCAACAGCCCGGGAGCGUACAGCAGCACAACCCGGAUGUGAUGGUUCACUAGGCGUGGGCGGCGGAUUGCAGUCACGCCGUGUACUGAAUGUCUUUAGAAUUGGGUUUGGGUUUGUUGCUGAGUUCACGAGCGCGCAUUGCAUGGACGAAAUAUGAUCACAGAU
This is a messenger RNA of Macroventuria anomochaeta, 1112 nucleotides long. RefSeq names its product histone deposition protein Asf1. Gene Ontology annotation, cellular component: nucleus. The coding region runs from base 158 to 1000 and encodes 280 amino acids. The transcript has 4 exons. Gene Ontology annotation, molecular function: histone binding. Gene Ontology annotation, biological process: DNA replication-dependent chromatin assembly; nucleosome disassembly; nucleosome assembly. Lineage: Eukaryota; Fungi; Ascomycota; Dothideomycetes; Pleosporales; Didymellaceae. The record is from RefSeq and is a predicted model, not a curated record.